Molecule: messenger RNA, 2799 nt
Organism: Fusarium fujikuroi IMI 58289
Lineage: Eukaryota; Fungi; Ascomycota; Sordariomycetes; Hypocreales; Nectriaceae
Product: related to KH domain protein
Exons: 7
Coding region: 1-2799 (932 amino acids)
Biological process (GO): nuclear division
Cellular component (GO): nucleus; cytoplasm
Molecular function (GO): mRNA binding
Source: RefSeq, a predicted model, not a curated record
AUGGCUCCCAAUUUCGUAAUGGGCCGUCCUAAUAUGCCCAUGAAUGCCCUCAACCAUCCCAAGAACGCCGCUCAACCCGGUCAGCCCAUGGCUUCCCCUCAAGCCGCCGAUGCCACCAUUCUCUACUCUUUCAAUAUCCCAUUCGCUUCCGAUCUUGCGGGCCCCGAUACUGAGGACAUUCUUCACGCAACCACUGACGCUGUCCUGCGAUGGACACACCCCGAGGACGCGCCGGACGACGUCCAGAUUCACGAGCUGCCUAUCCAUGUUCAGAACCUGAACAACCUCCACAGGAUGUGCCAGGAGAUUACCAACGGGCCGCUUCCUGUUGAGGCAUAUGUCCUGUCAACAAUGCUCAAGGGCGGAAAAGGCCAACAGGUUGCUACUGUUUGUCUCUCGGGCUCUCCAGAGCUGGUCCACAAGAGCCGAGAGACUAUUUUGAAUGAUACCCCAAUUUCUCUUCGCUGCACCACCAUUGAUAUCGAUGGUCAACUCGUCUGCGACCUCAAUGCCGGAGUGCUCAAGAAGCCUGUCACUGAUACCCUCGAUUACAUCUCCACCUUCUGUGGCGUAGAUAUCUUCCUUCUUGGCCCCAAGCUGACCCCUGUUGUGGACGGUAUGACUGGUGAUGCUGAAUUACGCAUGGAUCAGCGCUGGAGAGUUGCAAUCUACGGUGAUAUACUAUCAUCCGAGCACGCCAAGGCUCGUGUUCUGAUCCACAUCGAUACUCUGCUCGGCCGAAUUGUCGAUGGUACCAAACUUGAGGCUUCCCUCCACCAGCUUGUCUGUGGCCGACAUCGCAAGAAUAUCAAGCUCAUUGAGUCUUCCACUGGAACUGCCAUCUACUUCCCACCCCCGUUCUCGGAACAGAAACUGCACGAAACUGUCCAGCGCAUCAGGUUGUACGUUAAGGACGUCACAAUUCCUGCUGCCAAGAUCGACAGUAUUCUGCUUGGUCGUCUAGAUAAGGUCCGGAAGAUUCUCGAGGCCAACGGCACCUUCAUCAUGUUCCCUCCCCUGGCUACUCAGCGUAACAUGGUCCGAGUUCAAGGAAGCGAAGGUCUUCACGUUGAGCGAACUGUGCGAGAGAUCAUGUCCUUGGCUGGUCAAUUCUACAGUGCGGGAUGGUUCAUUCAGCCGGCUGAUGCCAGGCAAUUCCCUCACCCCAACGACAUCAAGAGUUUGCUUGUUGAUAUCUGCGCCAACUCCGAUGCCGACCUUUCCUUCGAUAAGCUGAGUUUCACCAUCACUGGCUCUGAUGACGCUGUCAAGACAGCUCUUCAAGUCAUUUCGGAGAUGAAGUUCAUUUCUCAAUCUCAGUACCAGAUCCGCGUCAAGAUUGAGCUUGCCAACGAGCACAAGGAAUUCGUCAGUGGCAAAAAGAAUGGCAAAAUCAACAAGAUAAUGGGACAGAGCAAUGUGCAGAUCAUUUUCGAUGGUUUCAACGAGUACAACUUCAACAUCGAUGUCAUGGCAGCAACUUAUGAGUCCAUGAAGCAGGGCCUCACUCUUGUGGAGCAAGAAAUGCCUGCAUCUAUUUCGUUCCAUGUGCCGGAUCAGUACCACAAACGCAUCAUCGGUAUUGGUGGUCAGCACAUCCAGCGCAUCAUGAAGAAGCACUCAGUCUUUGUCAAGUUCUCCAAUGCUAUGGAUAGAGGCGGAAUGGGUCGAGAAGACGACGAUAUCAAAGUCGAUAAUGUCAUCUGCCGCACACCAGCUCGAAACGCCCAGAAUCUGGACGCUGUCAAGAACGAGAUCUUGGAGAUGGUCGAUCGUGCCGAUUCUGAGUACACAUCUCAGAUUGUCAGCGUUGACCGCCUCUAUCAUCGCCAGCUUAUCGCUAGACUUCCCGAGAUCGAUGACCUGGAGCAGAAGUACAACUGCAAGAUCAACUUUCCCAGCACUGAGCAAGCCAGUGAUGAAGUUACUGUUAACGGUCCACAGUGGCAGGUUCCUCACUGUGUCGAUGAGUUUCUCGGCAUGGUCCCAGAUAAGCAUGAGCUUGUUCUCGCCAGAACUCCUGAGCUGGUCAAAUUCCUCGAGUCUCCUGAAUUCGCUCAUGACCUCGUGCCCAAGCUGAAAGCCCAGCAUGAGGUUGAACUCAGCGUCAGGCAGAACCCCGACGAGCUCACCGAGAGCGGCGAGCCUACGGUCACUCUUCUUUGGGGGUUUACCCGCAACAACGCCGGUGGUCUCCGUGAUGCUAUGGACUUCAUUCAGUCUCAAUUCGCAACUUCCGGAGCUGAGAUCAAUGUCGUGAAGGGCGCUCUUCCCCGCCCCAAGUCCGACUCGUUUGAAGAUUCUCUGCAGUACUUCGACUCUAAGCUUUUACAGCACGCUCCUGCACCUGUCGCCACUGAUUCUCCUAUCAAGACUGGCUUUGGCGAUGAAGUCGCUCGCGAGCGAAGCAGUAUUCUGGACCGUCUCCGAAAGCCUGGCAGUAUGACGUCAAUUUCAUCUUUCUUGGACCGUAGAAAGAACAGCUCUCAUUCUGGCAACAGUAACUUUUUCAAGGGUUCAAGCAACGUCUCUAAAUCUUCGCUCAUUUCGAUCGAAUCGACCCGCAGCUUCAAUGCCGACCGAAACCCCUGGAACGACAGCGGCGUCAAUCUCCCCGACGACGACAAUCCUUGGGCUCCUCGAACCUUCGGCACUCAUAUGGACAACAAAUUGUCUAUUCCUCAACCUGGCGAUGUCACACCUCGCCACAGCACCCGCGCGUCUGGCGACAGCGGGCGCCCUUCCACUUCUCAUUCUAUGAAUUCAGGAUACCCCGCCCCUAUUGGGCCUUUCCGUUAG